CGCGAUAUUUGGUGUAGCUGAAAAUCCUAGGAGCAGAGCAGGGAACUUGACAUGUCAACAGAUAAAUUAUCACCACACAGGCAUGUAAGGGUGUGGUGGUGUGGAAUAGCCUGACAGGUAACGUCACCUGGACCUAGAUCCUCCACCAGGAUCUUCACCUGCUCUAUGACAACCCCUCCGCUAGUGUCGCCUUUUGGCGGGCAACCUCCUCCACCACCGCAGCAGCAGCAGGCCCAGGCUGCACGUGAUGUCAACACGGCCUCGCUAUGUCGCAUUGGGCAGGAGACAGUCCAAGACAUUGUCCUAAGGACCAUGGAGAUCUUCCAGCUCCUCAGGAACAUGCAGCUGCCUAAUGGAGUCACUUAUCAACCCAACACCCACCAGGACCGGCUGGGGAAGCUCCAGGAGCAUCUCCGGAUGCUCUCUGUGCUGUUCCGCAAGCUGCGCCUCGUCUACGACAAAUGCAAUGAAAACUGUGCCGGGAUGGAAUCAAUUCCCCCAGAGCAACUGAUACCCUUUGUGGAGGAUGACAACUCCAAACAUGAGGAUCGCUCAGCCAGCCAGAACCGCCCCGCCACCGAGGAGAGGAGAGAAAUCCUGGAGGUCAACAAGAAGCUGAAACAGAAGAACCAGCAGCUGAAGCAGAUCAUGGACCAACUGCGUAACCUCAUCUGGGAGAUCAACUCCAUGCUGGCAGUCAGGAGCUGAGCCACACACACACACACACACACACACACACACACACACACACACACACACACACACACACACACACACACACACACACACACACACACACACACACACACACACACACACACACACACACACAUAUACUACACCUAAUGGACGGAGAGGUCUGGUUGUUUACUGGAUGUGCGACAGGGCACCAAAUGCUGGCUGAGGCGGCACUUUUACCGAAGAAAUUGGGACUUUGGCAAUAUCAACCUGAAGAAAACCUGUAACAAUGGAAGGAGAAAUUAGAUCGAGACACAUGAAGACUGGGAGUAAAGUGACAUCAGUGUGGACGACGGCAGAAGAUAUUCUGUCUACCUCGACAUUUUAAUCAACAAAAGGAUUUCAUAAUCUGAAGAGUUAUUAUAUUAUGUUUUAUCUAUUUGUAGGUACUAGCUCGGUAGAAGGUUUAUGCCUGUAGAAACACAUUGAUAUAUUCUGUUUCAUCUUUUAUCGUAGUUUUAGCCCUACAUUUGAAACAAAUGAUUUUAUAUGGCCCCUAAAACCUUUAAAAAGAAGGAGAAACACUGUGGCAAAAUAAGGAGUCUUAUUCAUACUUUAAUGAUCUGAUUUUUUUCAUUUGAUAUGAGUGGAUGUUAUAUGUAAACUCGUCUAUGGCCUGCUCUGAUUGGACUUGACAUGUCAAUACGAUGCCUUGUUAAGGAUUCUGCUGAACUAUAAAUCUUCCUCUGAUUUUUAAAAAACUCAGUUCUGUUUGUGAUUUUUGUUCCCUGAUGUAUCUGACGUCUGUCGCUCCUGUAUUCCUCCAGCAUCUCAGAGCCACUCCUAGGAAUUGUGCUUAAAGGUAAUUUAUCAUAUUAUUAUCAAUGUACCGAGCGUUAAGAGUCUUUUUUUUGCUCAAUGAUGGACAAAUAAUGUUCCGAAAUUACCCUAAACCAAGUCUGUAAUGCAUUUCCUUUACACUUUCAGCACAUCCCUCACUACUAACACACUAAAAUACUGUUUGUCUUACAGUAUGUGGCACACCUUUUUUUAUUUCUAGUGUGUGAAUUGAAUUUACAAAUGUAUUUUAAGACAGUUUUUAGCUUCAAUGUCAUGUGACUCUAUAUCCAUACACAUUACUAUAACUGCCUUGAGCACAUAAGACCAACCAGCUUUAUUGGAUAUUAUUCACCCUUCUGUCUUAUAUGACUAUUUCUGUAAAAACAGGUUUUUCAUAAUAGUUUACAUGUCAUGUGACCCGUUGACUCCCAAUCCUAGUCUGAUAUUAUAACUACACUGGACACAUAAGACAUGGCUCUUUUAAUUGGAUUUGAGAAACCUCUUUUCAUAUGACACGUUUUAAGUAUUUGUUUGAAGAUUUAGCAGAUUUCAAUUAAAGUCUUUCAUGUUUUUCAUUACCAAUGCAGCAUUGUAGUACUACACUGGACAAAUAGGACCAAAUAUCUUUUUAUUGCAUUUUAGUGCUUCUUAAAAAAAACUUAUGUCUCAAUAGUCAUAUGAACGAUACUCAAAUCAAAUUGAUAUAUUGCUAAAAUCUAAUAAAAAAAGGUGAAGUAAAAAAAUGCCGCAUUAAUUUUGAGUCACAAGGUCACAUGACAGGGACGCUAUUGAAAAAGAAUUCCCCAUUUAUAGCUGAGAAACGUCAGACUGAGUAAGUAAGGGUAGGACGGAGAAGAAUUCCCAAAAGACAUCAUUCAAUCCAAGCAACAUGAGCGAAAAUCUGAGUCGCGUGCACACACACAAACACACAGUCACAUGUCACUGCCAUCAGGUCACAGAUGAAUAUGGGUGUCUGAUACGGGUGCGUUUAAUAAUUCAGGGCAAAGCCGCGGUCCCAUCUAAGAUGUUAUGAGGCUAUCGUCCUCAGGGAGACACAGAAGGACAGAUUUGGAGCUGUGAGAAGACUUUCAGAGGAGUAAAGAAAAAUCAAUGGUCUGAGUUGUGACUAAUAAACCCCCCCCAGAGGUCUAAUACAGGGUGGUUAUAAUAUCUGUGAGGGCAGCGCAGCAUUAUGACUGUACUAAUGGAGUGUGUUCUCACUGAGCCGAGGCACAGGUCAGGGGCUGAGUAACUUGCCCAUGCAGACUGUCAGAAAUGAUGAAGCAAAUCAAACGUACGGGGGGGGUCACACCCUGCUUUAUACAGCAAGAUAUUGUGUCAGCAGAUCCUCUACAGUGUCAUAUUCAGACAUUGUCACGCACAAUUUUUUCGUAUAUAUUUGACAUACAGACUAUGUUGUGUUGUUAUAAAAUGUUUGAUAAAAUAAAAUGGCGCUUUUUGCGAUGAUAUGGCAUAAUAUAAAUGCCUAUGCCUAUUUUUUUGACACUUUUGACAUAUCAUGCUAUGUUAUUUUUCAUAUUCCUGACAUACUAUAAUAUGUCAUUUUUGGGGUUAUUUCUGAAAUACUAUACUAUGUCACUUUCUAAUAUUUUCAACAUACU
This is a messenger RNA of Eleginops maclovinus (Patagonian blennie), 3140 nucleotides long. RefSeq names its product mediator complex subunit 30 (gene med30). The transcript is spliced from 5 exons. Gene Ontology annotation, cellular component: mediator complex. Gene Ontology annotation, molecular function: transcription coregulator activity. Bases 166 to 708 code for a protein of 180 amino acids. Gene Ontology annotation, biological process: positive regulation of DNA-templated transcription. NCBI's taxonomy places the organism in Eukaryota, Metazoa, Chordata, Actinopteri, Perciformes, Eleginopidae. The record is from RefSeq and is a predicted model, not a curated record.